Miniopterus natalensis is the source of this 3154-nucleotide messenger RNA. RefSeq names its product selenoprotein T (gene SELENOT). NCBI's taxonomy places the organism in Eukaryota, Metazoa, Chordata, Mammalia, Chiroptera, Miniopteridae. Gene Ontology annotation, cellular component: endoplasmic reticulum membrane. The record is from RefSeq and is a predicted model, not a curated record. Gene Ontology annotation, molecular function: thioredoxin-disulfide reductase (NADPH) activity. Gene Ontology annotation, biological process: cell redox homeostasis.
GCUGCGGUCUGCCUCUGAGCGCGGCUGAAGUGGCUGGCUCGGAAAAGAUGAGGCUUUCGCUACUGCUCCUGGUGGCGGCGUCGGCGCUGGUCCGGAGCGAUGCCUCGGCCAACCUGGGCGGCGUGCCUAGCAAGAGAUUAAAGAUGCAGUACGCCGCGGGGCCGCUGCUCAAGUUCCAGAUUUGUGUUUCCUGAGGUUAUAGGCGGGUGUUUGAGGAGUACAUGCGGGUUAUCAGCCAGCGGUACCCAGACAUCCGCAUUGAAGGAGAGAAUUACCUCCCUCAACCAAUAUAUAGACACAUAGCUUCUUUCCUGUCAGUCUUCAAACUAGUUUUAAUAGGCUUAAUAAUUGUUGGCAAGGAUCCUUUUGCUUUCUUUGGCAUGCAAGCUCCUAGCAUCUGGCAGUGGGGCCAAGAAAAUAAGGUCUAUGCAUGUAUGAUGGUUUUCUUCUUGAGCAACAUGAUUGAGAACCAGUGUAUGUCAACGGGUGCAUUUGAGAUAACUUUGAAUGAUGUACCUGUGUGGUCUAAGCUGGAAUCUGGUCACCUUCCAUCGAUGCAACAGCUUGUUCAAAUUCUUGACAAUGAAAUGAAGCUCAAUGUGCAUAUGGAUUCAAUCCCACAUCAUCGAUCAUAGCCCCACCUAUCAGCACUGAAAACUCUUUUACAUUAAGGGAUUUUUGCAAGAGCAGCGUGACUGACAUUAUGAAGGCCUGUACUGAAGACAGCAAGCUGUUGGUACAGACCAGAUGCUUUUUUGGCAGGCUCGUUGUACCUCUUGGAAAACCUCAAUGCAAGACAGUUUUUCAGUGCUGGCACAUUUUGGAAAUCUGCACAUUCGUGGAGUGCAAUAAUACUGUAUAGUUAUUUUUUCUCCCCCCAACCCAUUCAGUUAAUAGUUUUUUAAAAAUGUAAACAUUGCUACUUGUACCUUUUUUCCUUAGUCACAUUUGAAAAAAUUGCAAAAUGAGUUAGAAUUUGAUUUUUUUUUCAAGGAUGUCUGUUAAAUCUGUUGUGAUUUUUAUAUGAAUUUUCCUUUUUUAUAGUUUAGAAUUGAUCCUUUUGGGAAUACAGCUGAAGUUCUCACUUUGUAAGAGUUUAUCAGACAUCUCUAAUUUGGUCAUGUCCAACUUACAUAGGUUUCAAAAUACUGCAGAUUGUGAACAGUGCAUUAUACAAGAUUAUGGGGGGGAGAUCCUAUAUGCAGAGUACUCUACCUAUUUGUGUGUAUGUGUGUAUGCACGCUCGCGUGCUUUGCGCGCGAGUGUGAUUGUCAGAGAAACUACUAAAAGACCAACAGCUUUUUAAAUCCUGUUAUAGUUCAAGUGUCUUGCCUUGACCAAUCUAAUGAAUUGAUUAACUGGGCCUUUAUACUUAACUCAAUAAAAAAUAAGCAGAUAUAAGUAAAAUAAAAACUUUGAAUUUAUUGCCCAGCGUACCUGUUAACAUAUUUAACCGUCGUCUGCUUAAAUUUUUGUUUUUGACUUACAAAUAAUUUCAUUAGGUACACACUUUCUAUUCACAACAAAUAAUAGAUCAUUUACCAUUUUUAGGAUAAUUGAAACUCACCUCACUAAAGAAAGUUUAGUUGAACUUGGAGAUCACUUGUCUAAUUUAACUUGCCUCACAUAUCAGAAUUUUAUUAUAGUUGAGGGACAAAAUUGAAAAAUUUUUUAUUCAGUGAAUUUAAUAUAAUUUCAUAGUUCUAAAAAGAUUAUAGGAAUAAUUUAGCAGAAGUAGGACCAUAAUGUGGAAAAGUCAUAGCAACAGUUAUUUUAGCUUCCGUAAAGGAAUAAAAGUGUUAGUGGAAGUAAAGGGAUUUAUGGAAAAGUUUGGAGAUAAUUCAACAUUGGGUCCACCAAACACUUAGCACAACCAUAUACUUUGUUUGUCACUGAAUAUUUGUUAAAUGCAUGUAUGGUAAUGAUCGUGAUUGUACAGCCUCAAGGUGGAACAUUCUGUAAUCUCUGGCUAACAGGGAGUUAGACUGCAGAAAAUUGAUUAAAAUGGCUUAUCCUUUGCAUUAAGACUACAGAACUGUUAACCUAAGUUCAUAUAGUGGCCAAUAUAAUUUAAGCUGAGAAGUUACAUACAGGUUAUUAUUCAGGUGUAGUAACAUUUUGUUAUCUUUGACUAGGGCUAAAACCUUGUUAACUUGAUCUGUACCAACUCAGACUUCUAUCUUCUGCAAGUUGAACACACUGCUGAGUGUGCCCAGGGUUUUUCUUCAGCUGAUGGACAUUCCACUAGUGACAGUUAAUCUUUGGUAUUUAGACUUUUCAACCUUGAGCCUUGGAAAUGUUCCCAUGUACUGUAUUGGACAGGUCAGCUGUGAAGAACUGAAGAGUCUAACUUUUUCCAUGUUUGCCUUGGGUAGAUUAAAUUGUCUUUUCGAGAAUAGCUUUAGGUAGCUUAGACUCUGAUAAAACUCAGCUAUUUUGUUGAUACCCAUCUCAAUAUUAUUGUUUUAUCUUUGGCCAUAUUUAAAUCUUUGGCCAUAUUUAAUGGAGUUUAGUGAAAAAUUAAUGGGAAGCAUGAAUAUAAAAAAAAAAUUUAAGGGAAAAGGGAAAGUUUAAAUGAAGCUAUUUGGAAUAUAGUUUUAUUCCUAACAUUUUAGAAUUUGUUAGUUGCUUGCAAAUUUAUGUGUCUCUGUAGUUUAUAAAUAUCUAUGUACUAUAUUAAUUAGGAGACCAUAGAACAUGACAGCAGGGUCUCUAAUGUUAUUAGGGUUUUUAUCGCAGUUACUAUUGUGGAAGAAAUUGUUAGAUUAAUAAAAAAAUGUUGGGGAAACAUGGCUUUAUACCUCAGUAUCAAGAUGUGCAAGACAAACAUGCUUUCAGAAUAUACACGCGUUAUUUCCUUGUGGCACUAACAGUAACAGCAGCAGUUGAUCAGCCUUUACCACUAUCAAAAUACAACAGGAUCCCAAUAGUAAUUCUUAUUUUGACUGUUUUUAGUUUGGGAUUUUGUUGGCAUUUUAUCAAUGUCAUAAUUUUAAAUAAUUCAGAUUUUAAAAAUAGCCUAUAGAAUUUUUUAAGCAUGAUUUGAUAUUUAAUUUUAAAGCUUUUAAAAAAAUCUUUUGAGAGAAAUGUGAGGGAUUGUAAAGUUUGGGGCUUACCUCUCUAACAUUGUGAAAAUAAACUUUUAUUAAGCUCA